UGUACAGUGUUGAUAAGAGUGGCGUUAGUAUAAAGCUAGAGACUUAACCAGUGACAAUAGUUCCGUUGUAGCGAAAAGUGAAAUGAAACGAAAUCAGUUCCAUGGUUAAAUAUAGGCAGGGCUAGGAUGAAUUUCAUUCGACUAUCGAUUACGUCGGUCAGUUUCAUACUGAUACUGCUGCUGAUGGUCGUAAAUAGUGGUGAUGCCAUCGUUGGAGGGAUACCGGCGGCGCCACCGCCGGUCGACGAUCCAGUAGUUUUUGUGCGAUAUGUGGGGAAAUCCGCCCGUCUCGAAGGAACUAGAAAUCGGCAAACGGGUCUGUAUUCCUUCCGCGGGGUACGUUAUGCGGAUGCUCCUACAGGAGAGUACCGUUUCCAGAGACCUCGAUUUAAGCGAUUGAGCGGUGACAUAGAUGCGAUUAAUAAUGGCCCACCUUGUCCGCAACCAGAGCCGAACAAUCCCUACAAAGUAGUCGGAAACGAGGACUGCUUAUUACUAAACAUUUUCACUCCUCAAAUGCCUGACGAAACUACGGGUUUACCAGUGCUAGUGUGGAUUCAUGGCGGAGGAUACCGUUAUGGAUCAGCGGCUCAAUUUGGUGCGGGUCCAUUAACACAGAACGGAGUCAUCUUUAUUCCUAUUCAGUACCGUUUAGGAUCAUUUGGUAUCAUUGGUGAUGGAAGUCGUGAUUUUUCUGGAAACCUAGCCUUGCUUGAUAUGGCCACUGCAGUACGUUGGGUGAAAGAUUAUGUUUCGUGGUUCGGAGGCGAUCCCAAUCAGAUUAAGGUGAUAGGACAUGGGUCCGGAGCAAGGGCUGCAAUGAUUUUAUCAUCAGCCGUCAUGGCUCGCAGCUCAAUAAGUGGAGUUGUGGCAAUGUCUGGUUCAUCGUUGCAACCGAAUUCAUAUGAUUCGGAACCAGUAACAUCGUUGAAUGAAAUUGUGUCAAGGCAUAGCUGUUCUGCUGGCAACGAAACUGAAAUAGUAAAGUGUAUGCGGGAGAGAUCCGUAGAUGAAAUUAUCAAAGUUGAUAGCGAGCUACAAGUUAGUCGUUUGAGUGACCAAAGAGCCGUGAAAUCACUGACUGGAAAUGUUGGAAUUAGUCCAACUGUUGAGCAGAAAGAUGAUGAUCGAGGAUUGCAAGGCAUUUUAGUAGAAGAACCCUCGGUUACGAUCAUGAAAGAAAAUUCACAGAACGUUCCCUUGUUGAUUGGAGUGUCAAAAGACGAAACAGCCAAUGGAAUCGACGUUAAAGAAGUUGAAUCGGCAUUCGGCUCUGCAACAAACUUUUUGAAAACAACUAGUAAAAUUGUUGGGUUGGAUGGUUUCUUGAAACUUAAUAAGUCCAUCGCUAUGUUGGAUUCGCUGGGAAGUGUUCUAGAAUUAUCAAAGUACUUGGAAAUACCAAAAUCAUGGAAUGUGUCACAAGUCUUCGACAAACUGGUUGAAGCAACUACAGACGCCGUAUUCAAUCUACCAGCAAUAGUGACAGCGCAGUCGUGGAGUAAAACAUCCAAAUCAUUCUUCUAUAGUUUCGAACAUCGAUCGGAUAGCACUAGAGGAAGUGAUUUUCUUGGUGGUCUUCCGUUGGUGUCGAAACAAAGCCCAGAUAAACGAAAAGAAGCAGUUGGACAUGGUGAUGAAUUGGGUAUUCUCUUUGAUACACACGACAUACACGGUAAUUUGAUUGCAAGGGCCGCUGUCAAAUCCAAACGAGACACCAAUGCAAGACAAUCAUUUGUCACAUUAAUCGUUAAGUUUGCUCAUAUGAAUGCUAACAGCUCAGGGGACGAUAGUUUGUUUAAGCCUUUUUCUAGCAAAGGAACUCCGUACAUGAAAAUCGGCGAAAAAGUAACAUUAGAGAAUGAUUUUAGAUUCUGUCAAUUAUCGAUUUGGGGAGCUCGGUUGGAGUCAUUGAAGACAAUUUCAUGUAAAUUUUUAGGAGAAGGCCUUGGAAAUUUAGGAAAAGCUGUGAGCGGACUUACUGGUCUUCUCACCGGCGGACAGCAGCAAAAACCUUCCAAAGGAUUUGGUAUACUAUGAAAAAGUCAAUGAGACCUAUUUACAAUAAAUGAGAAUGAAAUAUAACCAACAUCAACAAGCAUA
This is a messenger RNA of Topomyia yanbarensis, 2103 nucleotides long. RefSeq names its product carboxylesterase 5A. Lineage: Eukaryota; Metazoa; Arthropoda; Insecta; Diptera; Culicidae. Gene Ontology annotation, molecular function: neurexin family protein binding; signaling receptor activity. The record is from RefSeq and is a predicted model, not a curated record. Gene Ontology annotation, cellular component: postsynaptic membrane; synapse; cell surface. The transcript has 2 exons. Bases 127 to 2040 code for a protein of 637 amino acids. Gene Ontology annotation, biological process: presynaptic membrane assembly; synaptic vesicle endocytosis; modulation of chemical synaptic transmission.